Messenger RNA from Blumeria graminis f. sp. triticale, 1773 nucleotides. The record is from the annotation of a GenBank genome assembly. NCBI's taxonomy places the organism in Eukaryota, Fungi, Ascomycota, Leotiomycetes, Helotiales, Erysiphaceae.
AUGGACGUUGUCAAAGCUGUGUCAGGGUACAUCACCAGGAUGGUAUCUGCUGCAGAUAGCAGAUCUGGAGCUACAACUACGAAGAUGAAGAUACUAUUACUGGAUAAAGAAACGGUAUCAGUUGUUUCGACUGCCAUCACACAAUCUGCUCUCUUGAAUCACGAAGUCUAUCUUAUUGAUAGGCUAGACAAUCAGAAUCGCGAGAAGAUGCGUCAUCUGCGCUGCAUAUGCUUCGUCCGUCCAUCGUCAGAAUCGAUUCAAUCAUUGCUUGAUGAGUUUCGAGAGCCCAGAUAUGGAGAAUACUAUAUUUAUUUCAGUAAUAUUAUAAAAAAGUCGGCUCUGGAGCGUCUUGCGGAAGCUGAUGAUCACGAGGUUGUGAGAGUCGUACAAGAAUUUUUUGCUGAUUUUAUUGUCAUAAAUCCAGAUUUAUUCACUCUCGACCUCGGCUCUCAAAAGAAACACAUAUGGGGUUCAAAUCCAGACACAUGGAACACCGAAACAUUGCAAAGCACAAUGGAAGGCUUACAAGCAGUACUCUUGUCCUUAAAGAAAAAGCCUCUAAUCCGGUAUGCUAAAGAUAGCUUACUCGCAAAAAAACUCGCGACUGAAAUCCAACAUAACAUCUCACAAGAAAGUAAACUAUUCGACUUCAGGAAGGUUGACACACCACCCAUUCUACUUAUAUUAGACCGAAGAGAUGACCCAAUUACCCCUCUACUGACACAGUGGACCUAUCAAGCUAUGGUUCAUGAGCUCAUAGGUAUUCAUAAUGGUCGGGUCGACCUGAGUAAUGUACCAGAUAUUAGGCCGGAGUUAAAAGAAGUGGUGCUCUGUCAGGAACAGGACCCUUUCUUUAAGAAGAACAUGUACUUGAACUUUGGUGAUCUUGGUGGAAAUAUUAAAGAUUACGUCGAACAAUACCAGUCUAAGACAAAAAAUAGCUCUAAUAUCGAGUCCAUCGCCGACAUGAAGCGCUUCAUUGAGGAAUAUCCAGAGUUUCGAAAGCUCUCAGGAAAUGUUAAUAAGCACGUGACGAUUGUUGGAGAACUAAGUAGGAGGGUGGGCGUGGAAAAUCUUUUGGAAGUAAGUGAGGUGGAACAGAGCCUGGCAUGUAAUGAUUCCCAUGCAGCUGACCUUAAGAACGUGCAAAGACUCAUUCAAUCAGCAAAUGUUUCUCCCGAAACAAAACUACGGCUAGUAGCCCUCUACGCAUUAAGAUACGAGAAAAAUCCUUCAAACACAAUCGCUUUACUUAUUGAACUACUUGUUGCAGUUGGGAAAGUUCCACUGUAUCGGGCCGAGAUUAUUCCUAAAUUACUCAAAUACCAGGCCUCGCUACAACGGACGCAAGUGGUAGGUGGUAUCACUGAUAUACUAGAGUCCACUGGUAUAUUUUCGGGUGCACGAAGUCGCUUAAGAGGGCUCCAGGGCGUGGAGAAUGUAUAUACACAACACUCCCCCAGAUUAGAACUUACCAUACAGAAUCUCAUUAAAGGACGCCUCAAAGAAUCACAGUAUCCUUUUGCCGAAGGAGGAGGAGUUACAAGAGAUAAGCCUCAAGAUAUAAUUAUCUUUAUCAUCGGUGGCGUCACUUUCGAAGAAGCGAAGACUAUAUCGCAGAUCAAUACAUCUUCUCUUGGGACAAGAAUUGUUUUGGGCGGGACGAGUGUUCACAAUAGCGCAUCGUUUCUUUCAGAGGUCGAAGAAACUGUAUCGGCCUGGUCAGAAUAUUCCACAUUAGGAACACGGUAUGAUACAAGUAGACGCGAAUGA